Molecule: messenger RNA, 753 nt
Organism: Globicephala melas (long-finned pilot whale)
Lineage: Eukaryota; Metazoa; Chordata; Mammalia; Artiodactyla; Delphinidae
Product: kallikrein-14
Biological process (GO): proteolysis
Molecular function (GO): serine-type endopeptidase activity
Source: RefSeq, a predicted model, not a curated record
AUGUUCCUCCUGCUGACGGCGCUUCAGAUCUUGGCUGUAGCCACGGCACAGAACCAAGGGGACAAGAUAAUUGGUGGUUCCAGAUGCAUCCGGAACUCCCAACCAUGGCAGGCGGCCCUGCUGGCAGGUCCCCACCGUAGUUUUCUCUGUGGAGGGUCCCUGCUGUCUGACGAAUGGGUCAUCACUGCUGCUCACUGCGCCCGUCCGAACCUUCGAGUUGCCCUGGGAAAGCACAACCUGAGGAUUUGGGAGGUAACACAGCAGGUGCUGCGUGUGGUCCGCCAGGUGCCACACCCCCAGUACAACCCCUGGACCAUCGCAAACGACCUGAUGCUGCUGCAGCUGGAGCAGCCCGCUCGGCUGCGGAGCGCAGUGAGGCCCAUCGCCGUGGCCAGCUCCUGUGCCAGCGCAGGGACUCCCUGCCUUGUGUCGGGCUGGGGCACAACAUCCAGUCCCAACGCCAGGUUCCCCAAGUUUCUGCAAUGCGUGAACAUCAACAUCUCCUCGGAUCAGGAUUGUCAGUGGGCCUAUCCUGGAGCCAUCACCGCUGGCAUGGUCUGCGCAGGGGUCCCCCAAGGUGGGAAGAACUCUUGUCAGGGUGACUCCGGGGGACCCCUGGUGUGCAGAGGAGAGCUCCAGGGCCUCGUGUCCUGGGGGAUGGAGAACUGUGCCCAGCCUGAUUACCCCAGCGUCUAUACCAACCUAUGCAAGUACCAAACCUGGAUCCAGGAGACCAUACAGAGCAGAUCUUAG